UCCAAAUCAGCAUUGUUUGCCCCAUUGCAGGCAACAGGGCCAAAUAGAUAUCUUUCAUCUUUGUGUGUUAUUUUCUUUCCUACAAUUGCCCUUACGAUUGUCGCCACUCUCAGAACCUCAAGAAUUGGAGAUUUCGGGUUGGCGACAAAAACAAUCGCUGUGGGGCCAUCACCAACUCUCACACAUCACAGCGACGCUCAACCCUAGGUCAUCAACUUGACUCUCGCAGUACUGCAAUUGGCUGGCUCUCACAUCCCCCAGCUAUGCGCCUCCGCAGCACCCGGGGCGUGAGAAAGCGCUAUGUGGAAGAACCUAUUGUCUUUGACGACGACGACGACGAAGAGACCAUCACUGUGCCAGAGGACAAGUCCAAAGAUGACGACUUCGAGGCAGAGCCAGAUGGAGCACAGGCUGAGGACGAUGACGACAAGGAGGAAGACGGCGAGCUCAUGAGCGAGGAUGAGGAAGUGUCAGGCAGUGCGAAAGUCCCGCAACCGCAAGAAGACCCCAGCCAGUCCAAGAGGCAGCGAAAUACCGGGGCUGGCAUGAUCCAAAGCCGCAAGGGCUUCCACGACAUUCCCCAUUACCCUCUCGAGACACGCAUCGUCACGCGCGUCUACGCAGGACCACUGCGCCGCUAUGCCCGCUACAGCGCCCUCCGCGAUGCCAUGUAUGGCCCGGAGUACGAGCGGAUCAAGGUCAUCUGGGACCUCGAGAUCCGCUGGUCAGAGUUCCCCGUGCUGCCCCCGCGGUUCCCUCCCGAAGACCAGCAGGGCGUCAUACCGAGCCCCUGGUUACCCCGCGGCUUCGAGCGCGGUCAGGAGAAGCGGGCGCUCGCCUGGUACGACGACUUCCAGGUCAGCGCUCCCGAGAUCCAGCAGUCUCGUGUUCUUUCUCCCGACGAUGGCCGGCGGUUCGUUCCCCAGGCAGAGGGGGAUAUCAUCACCCUCGUGGGACCAUGGAACAGGCAGAAAGAGGUCAGGCUCAGCCAAGGUGGCAGCGUGUCAGUCUCACCAACAGGUCUCCCGGUCAAUCACCCUGACGCCCCCAACAAGACGCCAAACGGUUGGAUGCUGGAUACCGGAGGCAUACCCCUGGCCGUAUCAUGGGCACCAUUGUCUCGGCAAGACAUCCAGGUCCUCGCUGUGGCAACGGUCCCAUUUUCUGACCAGCAACCGGCCGGCGGGGAUGGUCCGAGGGAGGACGCGACUGACAAAACUGCAGGGUGCGUCCAGCUGUGGGAAUUCAUCCCCGGUGAAAGGCGCCAGGGCCAACUACCCUCUCCCUCCGCCCAACUCCCGCGGUUACUUAGCGUCAAAUGCUUCAACUGGGGCCGGCCGAAACGGCUUCAGUUCUGCCCAGUCGCUCUCGACUCUUCCGGUCUGUACGGGCUGCUGGCCCUCCUGACCGACGACGGAACCGCUCGCGUCAUCGACACUAAGGUUGUCGAGAACGAGGACACCCCCCUCUACGAAUGGAUCGAGACUCCCGUCGUGGCUCUUGUCCUUGCCGAAGACUACAACGUCACCGUCACCUGCCUAACCUGGGUGAACAUGAACCGGAUCGCCCUAGGCCACUCCGACGGCUCCAUCACCCUGUGGUCCAUUUACCCGCGCCAGCUGCUGCAGCGCGUAGGCGCCCACACAACCUACGUUAUCGAUAUCUGCUCGGCGUACCCUUCGAACCCAUACCUCGUCGCAUCCAUCCCGGUCGGCGGCUGCGCGACACUCACGGACCUGUCCCAGCCGAGCUCCGAAAUGACGUAUUUCCCGGUUCCAGCCAUCAGCUUCCAGCCGAACUUGCUGUGCUGGAACGAGCCGAUGCAGGGCUUCAUGGCCCUCUACCCGUCGUCCACGCCCAACACGACCAUCGCCUUCCUGCACCAUCGCUACUUCUGCCAAGCACGCAGCAUCACCACCGGCCCGAACACCCUCACCUGUGUCUCAGCAGGGGCAACGCAUCCCUUCAUCCUGGUGGGUUGCGCAGACGGCUCUGUUUUUGGGUGCAACGCACUGCAAAAACUUUUUAAGCAAAAGGGCGAGCCUCUGCGCAAGCUCAAGGUCUUUGAGCACGAGUACAGACCCACUGAUUCUUUCAAACAACCUAAUGCGGCCGGGAUGUCCGGGCUGAGAGGUGCGGCGAGGAUUUUGCAGGGAUUUCUGCCUGAAGAAAACGACGACCCGAGGACGGAGAAGCGAAAAGAAAUGGACAGGAAGAAGCGGGAGGCCAAGAAGAAGAAGAAGAAGGCCGGGAAGAGGAAGAGUAGAGCGGGUGACGAGGCCGAGACCGAGGACCGCGAGGCUGAGCUCGACGAGAAACUCGCGUCUCGGGUGGUCAUUCACGAGCCGCUGACGCGCUUGACGACGAUCCAGUGGAAUCCCAACGUGCAGUUCAGCUGCUGGGCUGCAUGUGCAAUGGCUUCUGGGCUGAUCAAAGUCAUGGACUUGGGGGUGGAAUGAUUGGAUCCCCGCAGUGCAUCAUCCUGUCGCGACCUGGCCAGCGUAAUCAGCCGCCUGAGUUGUGUGUUCCGGCAUUCAUCACGAAGCGUCGAGCGACUGCGACC
This is a messenger RNA of Thermothelomyces thermophilus ATCC 42464, 2563 nucleotides long. RefSeq lists its product as uncharacterized. The transcript is spliced from 2 exons. Gene Ontology annotation, biological process: transcription by RNA polymerase III. Lineage: Eukaryota; Fungi; Ascomycota; Sordariomycetes; Sordariales; Chaetomiaceae. Gene Ontology annotation, molecular function: protein binding. Bases 264 to 2459 code for a protein of 731 amino acids. The record is from RefSeq and is a predicted model, not a curated record. Gene Ontology annotation, cellular component: transcription factor TFIIIC complex.